UUGAAAACACCUUCGGAAUUAUGACAGCACGAUGGAGGAUUUUGCUAUCCCCAUUGCAAAUGCAACCACCAAGCGCGGAGAGCAUCGUGAAAGCAACAGUGCUGCUACAUAAUUUUUUAAAGCUAAACGAUGGCAGUUAUUGCCCACCUGAAUAUGUUGAUCGAUAUGAAGGAGACAAUGUAUUAAAUGGAUUAUGGCGCCAAGAAAUCUCAACAACCCUACGAGGAACUGGUCGAUUAAUGUCAAACAACGCUACAAGAAGUGCUUUCAUGUUGAGAGAUCAAUUGAAAGAUUAUGUAGCCGCGCAUCCUAUUAAUUAAAUACACAGCUAUUCAAUGAAGUCACUCACAUAACAUGUAGUUGCAUACAAUAGAAGUAUUAGUCAUUGCGAAUAUCAUGAGCUUCCUGGACAAUCAAAAUAUGCUAUCCUUAGAAACUGCGGAUAGGUUGGCACGUAUUUCACAUGAAACUGGCGAUGGCAAGGCAUUGGUGCAUCAACUUCAAGUUAAUUAUAUUCACCAGCUCAUACAGGCACGCUUAGUCGAAAAUCCAAAGGCACUAAGCGAGGUAUAUAACUGUUUGCAUCACUUUUGUCAGUCUCUGCAGCUUAAAGUACUUUACACACAAACGCUACGUCUCAGCUAUGAACGUUUGGAUGAGAAUAUUAACAUUGAAGAAUAUGUACCAGGUGUGAAAACAAUUACGCAAACCGCACUUGCUUCAACGCCGAUAAAAGCUAAUUACAGAAAAUUAUGAUUUAAUUAUGAAACCUAUAAUUCGCUGAGUUCGAUUGCCAAGGUGCCUAUAAUACCCUCGCAAUCUAAUCGAAAGUGAGUACUUUACCACAUACAUAGAAGAAACAUAUAGUCAGCGUCAAAAAUAUGAAUACCCAGACGUUUUGACGAUUUUCUUAUUUUUUGGUAUGUCUAGAAUUUUCCCCGAGUUCUAUAUGAAAUUGAUAAAAUUUAUUCUGCUCGUUUUUGCUGUUUGGUAUGGAAUAUAUAUAUAAAGAAACGUGAGGGUAU
Messenger RNA from Rhagoletis pomonella (apple maggot), 1025 nucleotides. Its product is annotated as mediator of RNA polymerase II transcription subunit 14-like. The coding region runs from base 397 to 756 and encodes 119 amino acids. The record is from RefSeq and is a predicted model, not a curated record. Gene Ontology annotation, molecular function: transcription coregulator activity. Gene Ontology annotation, cellular component: mediator complex; core mediator complex. NCBI's taxonomy places the organism in Eukaryota, Metazoa, Arthropoda, Insecta, Diptera, Tephritidae. The transcript is spliced from 3 exons. Gene Ontology annotation, biological process: regulation of transcription by RNA polymerase II.